CCAUUUCCAUGGCGAAGACGACUAUUCCGGGGGCAAGCACCCGUCACAUGCAAAUGGCCAAUCGGCGGAGGACGGAGAAGGACGUUGGAUCCCAUGGAUACCAUGGUGCCCAAAGUGGGCGUAGCUGCAUCUGCUGGAUAUCCCUAGUACUCCUCCUCGUUCUGGUGCCUGAUUUUAUUGAAGCACUCAAGGAUGUGUCGGUAAUGAUACCACAGGCGGUGAAACGUGGCAGCAAUGCGCUAUUCACUUGUAAUUACGAUAUGGAAAACGAUACUCUAUAUUCGGUUAAAUGGUAUAAGGGCAAGCGUGAGUUUUAUCGCUACACGCCCAAGGAGAAUCCGGCGAUGAAGGUCUUUGCCAUGACAAGUGGUCUCAAUGUCGAGCGCAACCUCUCGAAUCAGAGCCACGUCGUCCUGCAGUCGGUGCCGCUGAAUAUUUCGGGCAAAUUUACAUGCGAAAUAUCGGUGGAGGCGCCCACUUUUCAAACGGCCAUGGUGUCCGGCGAAAUGGAGGUGGUUGAGCUGCCGGAAGAGCACACUGUGGUCACCGGGAUACAGGCACGCUAUCGCAUCGGCGAUUUGGUCGACGGCAAUUGCUCAAUUAAAUACUCGAAACCGGCUGCUAAUUUGACAUGGACUAUUAAUGGUAUUGUGGUGCCACCGCAUCACAUAAAGACCUACCAGACGGAGAAGCGGGAGAACAGCACCCUGGAAUCGGUAACAAGUGCCAUACAUUUCAUGGUCACCAAUCAGCAUUUCCUCAAGGGCCAGAUGAGGCUCAAGUGCACGGCCAAUAUCUUUGACAUCUUCAAGGAGGAAAUGGAGAGUGUCAUCGAGGAGGACCGGCCCAGGAUAAUGGCCUCGGGCAGAUCGUAUGACAUCAACAACUAUCCCCUCGAGGAGCACACGAAUGGCGAACGGGGCGGCUUUGAGGAUCACAACGAGUCCUAUUUGACGUACUAUUCGGCGGAUAACACGGCAUCGGGAGCCUCGACAGCUGCACACGAAAUCUUCUGGCAGUUCUGGCCAUCGCAACUAACAAAGCUGCCCAUCAACAGGCAGUUGGAGGGGGCGUGGCACUGGCUCUGUGGGGGCGGCGGAGCGGCUGCUCUUCUGCUUUUUUUCCUGCUGCAGCAGGGGCCGCUGGGCCAUCAAAUUAUCAACUGUCAAUACACAAAGCCGGCGACUGGCAAGGUGCAACAGCAGCAACACCAACAGCAACAGCUGCAACACCGACAACGCAGCAGCGGAGGCAGCGGAGGCAGCAGCAACAUCGGGGUGACAGCUUCAAAGGCGGCAACAUCCGCAUCUAGCGUCAAAUGCUUUUAUAAUUGUCAAAUGGCUAUGGCGAUGCCAACUCGGAGUCGUGGUGAUGAUGAUGAUGAUGGCGGUGAUGCGUAUAUUGGCAGCACGAGUGCAAAUGCAACAGCAACGGCAACUGCCGAUGCUGAUGUGGAUGCUGAUGCUGCAGAUGCAGAUGCAGAAGCAGAAGCAGAUGUUGCUGCUGCAGGAGGAGUUGCGAGUUGCAGCAUUAAGCGGCUGUCAGCGACACUUGUGGGGGGCGAUGCUGUAAGGGGCGUGGCCAGUGGGCCGGAUCAACGAUUAUUGAUGACUCGGCGGCGGGCAAGGCGGGAAAGGCGGCAAAAGAAAUCGCUGGCGAUGGAUGCGAUGAUGCAGUCGCGUUGGAGCGCGUGCUGAUGCCGAAUUGAUGAUGAAAUCCAUUUUCGAAAGUAGCUUAAGGUGCCCGCCACCGUGCAAAAUAGCAGUAUAUGGAUGUGGCUCUUUUCCUUUUUCACUCGAAUUGUUGAAGGGCAUAAUUGAUAUACAUUCGUACUCAUACUGAUUGCAUCAGCCAGCUGCACAAAUCGAUCUGGUCGUAGCUCUUAAGUGUUGAACGCAUAAGGUCAAGGAAAGUGCAGAGGGGUGGUAUAUAUUUAAUUAAUGGAAGAGCAUAGUCAGCAAGUAGAUAUGAAACCGAUGAAUAAUAACAGGAAAUUAACUAAUAUUAGGUAAAGUAUAACAUACGGUGAAAUGAAUAAAUAAAGGAUGCCCUGUACGCCGCAAUCACUCAAGUUUAUUUUCGACCUUCUCACAUUUUCGUUACGCAAUUAUAUAGAAACAUUUGGUAAAGUUAAUAUGUAUGUGUUCAAUUCACUUUCAAAAAUAAAUUAUUAUUUGACACAUUAAUUAUUUUGUAAAAAUAAUCACAAUUUUUUCGUUUCACCUUGACAUCACUUUACAGACAAUAAUAUCUACUCAAUAAAAAUAUGUAAAUGCUACUGCAAAGUUUUUCACGUUAUGUUUUCGAGCCUUCAAUGAAGGGAACAUCAAGAAAUUCGAAAAGUAAAACCAGAAACGCACAUUUGCUUGGGGACUCACGUACAGGGCGAGAAAAUGCGUGUGCUUAGUCACUGAAAAUCAAAAGGUACUUUAUAUAGUUCUCAAACACUUCAACCCCUUAAGUUAUAUAUCAAGCGUUAAAUAUAUUCACAAAAAGCAAGAGUUAUAGGAAAUGUGCACAGUGUACAGCAAGCUGAACUUUAGACUGCACUUGAGCUUAGCUUUCGGGUACCGUAGUGCAUUUUAAAGUGGGUUUUUGACAGCUUACAAAUUGUAAACAGCCGAAGGUAAUUUAAGUCAAUACUAAUACCCAUUACUCGAGGAGUAAAAGAGUAUACUCGACUUGUUGAAAAGUAUGUAACAUGCAGAAGAAAUCGUAUUCCCGACUCAAUAGAGUAUACACAUUCCUCUGAGUAAGGGGUAUCUUAUAGUCGGCGAAAUCGACUAUAGCGUUCUCUCUUGAUUGUAUACUCCUUCAAGAUAAAGAAGACAUAAUGUCAAUGUGUAAAUAAAAGCUUAAAAAAAAACAGAAAAUUAAUAUUAUGUAACAUCCACUGUACAGAAAGGAACUUUUUACGGUUGUGGAAAUGAAAAGCAAAAUUAAUUAUUAUAGCACGUGUUUAUUUGUAGAAAACAACGAAUACAUAGAGCAAGUUAAAACAAAAUGAACCUUUAAUUUCAUGUCUUGUCUCGGCAAUAUUAAAUCUCGAAGAAAGCAAACGAUUAUUUAAACAUUUUUGGCCAACAAAAAUCCAGCGGUAAAUAGUUCCUUUACCUUAAACACAAUUCAAUGUAAUGCAAUGGGUAAUCGUAGCCAACAAGGAAUGAAAACUAAUCGAAAUAGCGUUUGGAUAUAAAUAAGUAUAAUACAUGUUGAAUAAUUUAUAAAAGCAGUAUAUAUAUUUAAAAUGUAAAUAAAAUAAUAAAAUGUAAUAAUUAAAUCCAUAAAGUAUAAAAUAAUUGGUGUACAUGCUAAAAACAAGUAAUACAAAUAGAUAAACACAUCAAUAUAAACUGCAUGCCCCAGAUUUUUGUAAUCAAAUCGUGUUGUGAAAGUUGUCUUCCCUAAUUUAUGCCCAUUCCAUCAAAACAUUGACAGGGGAUUUUAAUUUUAAUUUUUGUAUGGUUUCAAUUAUAGCCAUAAAAUAAUAAACUAUAACCAUAUGUAUAAGAAUGUAAAAAGCUAGUUGUAUGUACAUAGAAAUGUGACAACAAUUUUGAUGUUACUGAAUAAAUAUUACACGUAUUAACCGAGAAAUAUGAAAAUAGCAUUAAGAACAGUGAAUGUUUCCAGCCGCUAGGGACAUCGAUAAGUCUUGGAUUUAUAAAGAGAAUCAAAAACGCGGGCAAAUGCAUAGCACAUAGUAUAUUCAUAUCCCCAAUAAAUAACCCGAAAUGUGUAAAGCCAGAAUAAAUGUAAUAUUAAGAUUGCAGACAACAGAAUAGUGAUGUAAAAAGCAGCAAGGAAAUAAAGUAACCCCUAUUCAAUAA
This is a messenger RNA of Drosophila teissieri, 3830 nucleotides long. RefSeq lists its product as uncharacterized. NCBI's taxonomy places the organism in Eukaryota, Metazoa, Arthropoda, Insecta, Diptera, Drosophilidae. The record is from RefSeq and is a predicted model, not a curated record. The transcript has 7 exons. The coding region runs from base 9 to 1697 and encodes 562 amino acids.